Messenger RNA from Dendroctonus ponderosae (mountain pine beetle), 2572 nucleotides. RefSeq names its product sex peptide receptor (gene SPR). The record is from RefSeq and is a predicted model, not a curated record. The transcript is spliced from 5 exons. NCBI's taxonomy places the organism in Eukaryota, Metazoa, Arthropoda, Insecta, Coleoptera, Curculionidae. The coding region runs from base 416 to 1612 and encodes 398 amino acids. Gene Ontology annotation, cellular component: membrane. Gene Ontology annotation, biological process: G protein-coupled receptor signaling pathway. Gene Ontology annotation, molecular function: G protein-coupled peptide receptor activity.
UUCGCUCGAAAACCCGGAGUGAAACGCACAUUUUCGCGGAUUAAACGCUCGAAGCGCACCCGACGUGUCGGGCAAGUUUUUUCAAAAUUCCCAAGUUUCCAUAAGUUUCUCCUUAAGUCAUGUAAUUAAAGCCUGAUUAGCCUCGAAGGCCUUUUGACUGGUUGAGUUUGUGUUGUUUUAUGUGGUUUUGGAACUUUCUACAAACUUCAGCGGGGCUUUUGUGCCGCCUCCACAGCAUGGACGGAAAUUGAGACGCAUCUGAGCUUUCUGAGAUGGCUUUCCUCUCUGCUAGAUGCUCAGAACAUGAGCGGGACAAGCAGACUUCUUCUACACCUGCAUCUAGCAACCCUGCAUAUUCAGUAGCAACUAAAAUAACGAAAUAGUCACCCCGUAGUAGAUCCAGCCCCAACUGAAAAUGCUCGAAUUGGACCCCAACUCUACCGCUUCCUCCGACUAUCUGGAUCCCUGCGCUGGAAACUCCUCCCUCCUCAACUUCACCCUAGUUGAGCUCAAUAGCAUGGACAUAGCUUACAUCAAUGUGACCAAGGAAAUGCCCAUUAACUAUGCAGUUCCACUCUACGGCUAUCUCAUGCCCAUUCUUCUGUUGAUAACAAUAGUAGCGAAUACUCUGAUAGUGGUAGUGCUCUCUAAAAGACAUAUGAGGACUCCCACUAAUAUAGUGCUAAUGUCGAUGGCCCUCUGUGAUAUGUGUACUCUUUUAGUGCCCGCGCCCUGGUUGAUUUACAUGUACACUUUCGGAAACCAUUACAAGCCGUUAGCGCCUGUUCCACUUUGUUAUACUUGGAACGUUAUGCAUGAGUUUCUUCCCAAUCUGUUUCACACUGCCAGCAUCUGGCUGACUCUCAUUCUGGCCGUGCAAAGAUACAUCUACGUCUGCCAUGCUCCAUUAGCCAGAAGAUUCUGCACGAUGCCCAACGUCUACAAGUGCAUCGGAUACAUAUUGUUUGCUUCAGCUCUACACCAGUCGCCCAGAAUGAUUGAUUCAGACUACAGUUUGAUUCAAAUAACAUGGAACAACAAGCUGGUGGACGUUUGCAGGAAAAAGAGCGCCGAUUGGGUGGAAAACUACAUCACAAUCGACGUGUACUACAUCUGCUACUACGUCUUCAGAUUGGUAUUUGUCCAUCUCGUGCCCUGCAUAGCACUAGUGACCCUCAACCUUCUGCUCUUCCGCACGCUGAAGCAGGCCCAAAAGCGACGAGACAUUUUGCUGUCGUCGAAGAAAAACCCGAAGAAUGAAUGCAAAAAACUACGCGACUCAAACUGUACCACCCUGAUGCUAAUUGUGGUGGUGAGCGUGUUUUUAAUAGUUGAAAUUCCUUUGGCUGUAGUGACAAUGUUACAUAUCAUAUCCAGUUCGAUUAUUGAGUUUCUCGACUACGACGUGGCUAAUACGUUGAUCAUUUUUACAAAUUUCUUCAUUAUAUUGAGCUACCCGAUUAAUUUCGCCAUUUAUUGCGGAAUGUCGCGACAGUUUCGCGAAACAUUCAAGGAACUGUUUAUGACCAGGGCGUCCAGCGCCAGAAACGGUUCCUCGCGAUAUUCGAUAGUUAAUGGUCCCCGAACCUGCACAAACGAGACAGUUUUAUAGAGAGGUUUGCUUGGUUACGCUAAACACCCUGUAUAAUUUAACUAAAAUUUCCCAUCCUUCUAUCGUCGGUUUUUUGUAAGCUCAAACCCUGUUUGGAGUUUUUAAUUGUGUACCUAAACAAGCUUAAGACGUGUUUGGAACAACCAAUUAAUUUCUAUCUCCUGAAAAAUAUGACGCUUAAGAUCAAGACUAAAUGUUUUUAUAUGUAAAGAAUAACUAUGUAGAUAAAGGUGUAGAAUAGUUUUUUGUACAUAACCGCCUAAUUUGAGAUGUGCAUAUAAAUAAAUAUAAAAAAUACAGAAGUAAAUAUGUGUGAAUAACUAGAUAUCAAUCAAUGUUGUUGAUGUAACUGGAAAUUUGUAAGCGUUAUUUACCUUCAAAUUGAGCCCACUUUGAACGUAGAUAACGUAAUAUAUGUAUCGUGGGCCGGGAGUGGACGUUAUCCCUAAUGGGAAGUGGAAAGGAGAUACCAUAAUAUUUGUUCAUCUUGUGAAAAUAGACGUGACUCCUUUCAACGUCGGUUUUCGGUCGUUCAGUCUUGGCUCUAUUAGAACUGUGUCUCCGUUACGCAUUUCCAAUGUAAGCCCAAUGAAACGCGUAAUGGAAACGAGCAGAGUUGUUGUUGAGCAAUUAGAGAACAUUCGCCGGUCACUGAGUUAUGUACGAUUUCGAAACUUAAUCGUUCUGUUCCAAAUGUCUUUAUCUGUUUAUAAGGCAAAUUUUGUUUGUAAAAAACCUUUGCUUUCCUGGCAUGGCUGUAAACCGAGUGUAUUUGAAAACUAACCCAUUUCCAGGCCAUGCCAUCAGAAGCGAGUGUAAAGAAAAUCUCUUACGGAGUUGCGAAUAUUCUUUUUUAUCUUAAUAAAUCGUUGUAUAAGACACAUAAUAAAACAUAAAACACUUAUUGUUCACUGACUAUAUUUAAAUAAAGAAUUGUUCAUGUAUCGCAGUAGUUUACCU